Molecule: messenger RNA, 3319 nt
Organism: Oryzias melastigma (Indian medaka)
Lineage: Eukaryota; Metazoa; Chordata; Actinopteri; Beloniformes; Adrianichthyidae
Gene: crk
Product: v-crk avian sarcoma virus CT10 oncogene homolog
Exons: 3
Coding region: 394-1335 (313 amino acids)
Molecular function (GO): protein binding
Source: RefSeq, a predicted model, not a curated record
AGCUUAACCUUUCUGUUUUACUAGCAUCGCUUACUAUCUACGUCAUAUCCGGUGAGUGCGGCCUUUUUUCCUUUUUUUUUUUUUUUUUUUUUUCCCGUAUCCGCCAUUUCAGUUUUUGAAGUUAGUUGUCAUCGGUGGCUGGUCUGUUGCUGGAAUUCCGUCUCUGCGGGUUGAAAUUAGUUCGGUAUUUCCCCGCGCGACCACAGAAACAGAUCUUUAUUCUCCUCCUUUUGCGGUUUCUCGUCUGCUUUGGGGAAUCGAUGCCCGCGCGCGGCCAGCCGCAGAUGUCGCCCGUUUACUGAACGUGCUCUAGGCGCUAAAGUUUUUGUAUGAGUUGAAGGCUUCGGCAGAGCAGGGAAGGCCUGGAGAAGCCUCGGCUUUGGAGCGGUUAUCAUGGCCGGGAAUUUUGACGCGGAGGACCGCGGCAGCUGGUACUGGGGUCGGCUGAGCAGGCAGGAGGCGGUGUCGCUGCUGCAGGGGCAGAGGCACGGCGUGUUCCUGGUCCGGGACUCCAUCACCAGCCCCGGCGACUACGUGCUCUCGGUAUCCGAGAACUCCAAAGUCUCCCAUUAUAUAAUCAACAGCAUCAGUAAUAACCGGCAGUCGGGCCCAGGUUUGUCUCAUCCACGGUUCCGAAUUGGUGACCAGGAGUUUGAUGCUCUUCCUGCUCUGCUCGAGUUCUACAAAAUUCACUACUUGGACACCACCACUUUGAUAGAACCCAUCAACAAGUCCAAACACCCCUCCUGCAUGAGCGUGGCCCACGGUGCCCCACCACGCCUGGAGGACGAGUUUGUGCGAGCGCUCUUUGACUUCCCCGGUAACGACGAGGAGGAUCUUCCGUUUCGGAAAGGAGACAUUCUCCGAGUUCUGGAGAAGCCGGAGGAGCAGUGGUGGAACGCCCAGAACUCCGACGGCCGGACGGGGAUGAUCCCCGUGCCGUAUGUGGAGAAGUACCGGCCAGCAUCUCCCAAUUCGGCGGCGGGGCCGGGGAUGGCUGGCGUUCCCCCAAGCGUUCUGCCCAUGCACGGGAACUCUGAUGGCUCCGGGGGCCAGCCUGGCGUCCCACUGCUGGGAGACCCCAGCCAGUACGCUCAGCCCACUCCUCUCCCGAACCUCCAGAACGGACCUGUGUAUGCCAGGGCCAUACAGAAGAGGGUUCCUAAUGCGUAUGACAAAACCGCUCUGGCUUUGGAGGUAGGCGACAUGGUGAAGGUGACCAAAAUCAACGUCAACGGUCAGUGGGAGGGGGAAUGCAAAGGCAAGAGGGGCCACUUCCCCUUCACACACGUCAAACUGCUGGACCACCACAACCCCGAGGACGAGCUCAGCUGAGAGUGGACCUCCAGAGCACCACCUGGACACUAGUAUUACCCCACAACCCUCUUCUCCUUACCUUAUCCCCCGCACACCCCCAUCCCCUUAUGUCUCCUUGAGCUUUCACUUGCACCAAGUACAGUUUCAAAGGAUCCCUGAGAACAAAAAAGGACCUUGUUGCCACCUUGUGAUCAUUUUUACCUGCCUUCCUGCUAAAACAGUUUCAGUUCAUGAAUGUGGAAAAAUGCCCCGUGCCGUUCCUGUGCUUCUGAUAAUUCAUUAUUCCUUCACACUGUCUUGUUUUUUUUUUUCUUCACGUCUUUUUGACAACUGUCGCCAUGGAAACAGUCCGCUUCAGUCAUUCUUGCUGCAUUCAUGUCAGAUGGGAAUACAUUAACAUUCUAGUUUGUCCUGUUUUUUUCUCCUUGAUGCUGCCUAUAUGAUUAUUUAAGAACUAUCUGAAGUUAAACGGUUUCCAGGUCAGGAGGUCAGUGGGAAGAGUGGAGCUUGACAGCCUGAUAGCAGACGUGAAGUUCCAGGGAAAAAAAAGGGUUUGACCUUCUAGAAAUGAAACAUUUGGAUUUGAAACCUUUUGGUUAAGAAGCUCCAGAUCCAAACCUGUUCUCACCAACUGUAAACUGCAUCGAAGAAUGUCCUCAUUGUGGAAAAAAAGCUAAAUUCUGACAAAUAAGAAUAUUUUUUUUAACAAACUCCCAUCUGCAGAUGUAAGGGUAUUCGUUGGAGGCAGAGCCACAAUGUGUCUCAGAAGGAGGGGCUUCAAGGAUCACCUGGAGCCCAGCAGCUCAAAACAGGCUAAUGUGGUUUAUAGCUUCAGUGACCCAGAAAACUGCAACUCUCUCACCACCUGUUCCACCAUCACAUCCAACCAUGUAGUCUUUUGUAGGAAAAAUAGCUCAAAUUGUAAUGAAAUUAUUUUUAUCAUUUCAGUCUGAAUAUUUUGUUUUCCUCUGCUCCAUGUCAGGAUGGACCGCUCCACAGACGACUCACCUGUAGCUCCAGCAGGAGAACCUUCUCUUUUUCCAUUUGAUGUAGACGUUUAAGCUGAACAGAGUGAAUGUAGGACGCCCGCCGUAUUAGUUUGUGUCUCAUAUUUGUGGUCUUCGUUUAGCUCACUGUCUUAGAGAAGCAGAUGGAAAUCUUUUGGUUUCCAUCUUUGUCGUCUCCUCUCACUGAUUAGUUCUUAGUCUCUUUUCUUUAGUGCUUCCUCCAUGUCUGUCACUCUUUUAUUUAAUUACUUUUACAGGAUGAAAGCAUUUUUUUCUCCCUCUUUUAAUUUCUAUUUUGACAAAUCCCCCAGCUGAAUUUUGUUCUGUUUGAAUAUUUCCACCUGCUGACAUCUGACAAUCAUCCAGCCUUUGCAUCACAGAGACGAGAGGCUUGGUUUGGCGACACGUGGAUCUGCUAGAACCUCCAUGUUCACUAACCGAACGCUUCCACUUGUCCAGAUCCAGUUCUUCAGGCCGCCUCUGGUGGCGUCACGACAACAAUGGGCGUCUUUCCUGAAAGCAUCUACAAAAGAAAUUCAGAGUUUGAAUUCUUCCAAACUGUUUUCUGUUUUAGGAUUAGAAUCUUGUCUGUUGCGUAAAAACGGCUCUGAUGUAAAAGUUUAGCCCGACGUUCUCAUGGUUUCAUGUGAAGCGUACUCUGGGAACACUUCUUAUUUCCCAGCCAGUUUGAACACAAACCAUAGCGACGAUCAAAGCCAGCUUCGUUGUCUCUUGAACCGCACGUGACAGAGGUCCUCCUAAAACGCUCUGCCAACGAAACCACCAUGAAGUAUUUUUUUAGUUGCCCUGCAUGAAGUUGAUCUUUUCCUUUGGAACAAAGGAAGGGACGGCAAAAUUUUGCAGUGGAAACCGUGUCAUUUUAAAAUGUGCCAUUUUAUUAUAACACUAUAUUCUUUCAAGAAUUACCUUUUAUUUUCUGUAGCAUGUAAUGUGUUAUCAUACUAUUAAAUAAAAUCAAACUCAUACAAAAUGAA